CAGAAAACCAAAAGGAAAACUACAAUUUAAACACAUUUUUGGUUUCCAUGCUCAUAUAUGUCCUGAUAGUGUUGAACUGGUCUCUGAAAACUGUGAACUCAGCACAAUGUUCCUUUCUGACCUAACUCCAUGAAAUUAACCUCUUGAUCCCACCUGGGCACAGGACAAGGUACAGACAGAAAGGACCUUUCCUAUGCUAAUAAAAGUCUCUCAUCAGCAGAAAGCUUUCACUUUUCCCUGAGUGGCCUGAGAACACAGAUCUUUUAUGCUGUGGUGAUGGCGUUCUGGGCUUCUGUGCUCAUAGUCCUGGUGACCACUGUCCUGGUGGUGCUGUACAGGUUGGGAGCCCUCCGCCAGAGGAGAGUCAAUGAGCCCCCUCUGGACAAAGGCCUCAUCCCCUGGCUGGGCCAUGCCAUGGACUUUUGUAAGGAUGCCUCCAGUUUCCUGAAGAGGAUGCAAGAACGUCAUGGGGACAUCUUCACUGUCCAGAUGGCUGGUAGAUACAUCACCUUUGUCACAGAUCCCUUCUCUUUUGAUGCCAUCCUGAAGGAGAGCAGAAGCAGGCUGGACUCUUCCAAUUUGAUAUCUGGUUUGGUGUUCAAAGUCUUUGAAUUCCAAGGACAGGAAUGUCAUGGAAAUAUCAUGCACAAUUCUACCCCAAAGUACUUGAUGGGUACUGGUUUAGUUGGUUUGACCCAGGCCAUGAUGGACAACCUGCAGAUCCUGAUGCUAGAACCUGAUGCUGGUAGGAGAUCAGGACCUCAAGAGUGGAAGCAGAAAGGGCUAUUUCAGUACUGCUGCAACACUGUUUUUAGAGCUGGUUACCUGGCCUUGUUUGGGCACUUACCUACUAAUGGCAAAGCAGACCAUGCUCAGGACCUGCUCCAAUCCCAGAAAGUCUUUGAGGAAUUCAGGAACCUUGAUACUCUCUUUCCCCAGGCAUUUUAUUCUGUGCUCCUACCCAAGGAGAAAGAAGAAAUGAGGAGACUCAGACAUUUCUUCUGGGAUAUUCUCUCUCCCCAGCACAUCUUGGAGAGGGAUGAUGUGAGUGCAUGGAUCCGUUCUGCUCAGGAGCAGCAGGUGGAAGAGGGAGUAUCUGAGAAAGCACAGAGCCAGUUUAACCUAUUAAUGCUUUGGGUUUCCCAGGGCAGCACAGGUAUUGUAUCCUUCUGGGCCCUCCUCUUUCUCCUAAAGAAUCCUGAAGCUCUGAAAGCUGUGAGGGAGGAGGCAGAAGGAGUCCUCAGGAAAAUGGGGCAGGAGAUGAGACCAGGUGAGGCUCCCAUCAGUGUUGAGUAUAGCAUGUUACAGCAGACCCCAGUGCUGGACAGUGUCAUGGAGGAGACAUUACGCCUGGUAACCACUCCUUUCCUCACCAGGACUGUGAAGGAGGACUUGAUCCUGAAAAUGGAUGGUGGCAAGGAGUAUGCCCUCCGCCAGGGCGAUGAAGUGUCCAUCUUCCCCUAUCUUUUCCUCCAUAGGAACCCAGAAAUCUACCCAGACCCCACUGCAUUCAAAUAUGAUCGUUUCUUGAACCCUGAUGGCAGCAGAAAGGUAGUUUUCUACAAGCAAGGGAGAAAGCUCAAGCCACACAUGUUGCCAUGGGGUGCUGGUAUCACUAUCUGUCCUGGGAGAUUCUUUGCCCUCAAUGAGAUGAAAAUGUUUGUGUUCCUGAUGGUCACACAAUAUGACAUAGAGUUAGUUGAUCAGGAUGUGAAGAUCCCUUCAAUAGAUCUAAAGCGGUUUGGAAUUGGUGCCACCCAGCCAAUACAGGAUGUUCAGUUCCGAUAUCGAAUACGCUUCUAG
Molecule: messenger RNA, 1803 nt
Organism: Sarcophilus harrisii (Tasmanian devil)
Lineage: Eukaryota; Metazoa; Chordata; Mammalia; Dasyuromorphia; Dasyuridae
Product: 5-beta-cholestane-3-alpha,7-alpha-diol 12-alpha-hydroxylase-like
Exons: 1
Coding region: 277-1803 (508 amino acids)
Molecular function (GO): heme binding; sterol 12-alpha-hydroxylase activity; iron ion binding
Source: RefSeq, a predicted model, not a curated record